AUGCCCGAAGAUGUUAUCGGUCCUUCUGAGUUUGCAGCACAUAUAAUAUGCUGGUUGUUGCCAAUCACUGUUGCAUCCUUUGCCGCUGGUACGCGAAGUAUUGGGUUUGAUCGUAAAACAGAUCUGUGCUUGCCGCAGAGAUCUUGUAGUGAUAUUGAUGAAGCUGACUGUACAAAGGGGAUAUUGACUGGGGAAUAUGUCACGUACGAAUCUGAUGUCAUUAUGCUGGCGUUUCAGGCUAUCAUUGUUAUUGGGUCUCUCCUGGGUUUGGCUUGUACAAUGUUAAUUGGUUUUGAAGCAUGGAAAGUUGGCCAUGGAACGAUCGAUGACCAAGAUGCCGAAGUAAGCGAACCAAUCAAACAGCGAAUGCAGGCAGUUUCGAGGCAAUCUUUGUUGUACAGUCUUGUGUACUUCAAUUCCUUUAUUUGGUUGUUCGUUGCAUUUGGAAAGUACGGAGAUGCUGAUUCCACCACGUACUAUGCAUUUCAAUUUCUAGCAUUCUUUUUCUACCCACUACAAGGAACGAUGUACUGCAUUGUUUACAUACGCCCAAGGUACCAAAUGCUUCGGGUCAUGUACCCAGAGGAUCCAGUGACCGUUGUCCUUCGGGUUUCACUUUCGACUGCAGGUGACCCAGAUGAAAUUGAGCACGUUCGGGCAGCAAUUUUUGGGGAUGCCUAUGUUCCACCGCCCAGUGUAGCAUCUUCGAGCACUCCCUCAAGAGAUUCAGGUUUGCCAGAGACCAUUCAGUUUGAUCCAAAUUGCGCGAUUUCGGUUGGUUCAGCCGUAUCCACACCUGAUGGAACUGAUGAACAAUCUUCAAGCCUUGCAAGAGAAGACUAG
Molecule: messenger RNA, 843 nt
Organism: Cylindrotheca closterium
Lineage: Eukaryota; Bacillariophyta; Bacillariophyceae; Bacillariales; Bacillariaceae
Source: the annotation of a GenBank genome assembly